This is a messenger RNA of Macrosteles quadrilineatus (aster leafhopper), 618 nucleotides long. RefSeq lists its product as uncharacterized. The record is from RefSeq and is a predicted model, not a curated record. Bases 1 to 618 code for a protein of 205 amino acids. Lineage: Eukaryota; Metazoa; Arthropoda; Insecta; Hemiptera; Cicadellidae. The transcript is spliced from 2 exons.
AUGGCAACGUUUCAAGCUCCACAAGCAUUGGACCUUAGUGGCAACGUAGCUGAAAAUUGGAAAAGAUUUAAGCAACGUUUUAUGCUCUACUUGGAAGCCCUGGGAUCCGACAAGAUGCCCGAGAGACGAAAAAUAGCUAUAUUGCUGACCACUAUAGGUGAUGCGGCUCUAGAAGUGUAUAAUACCUUCUCGUUUAGUGAGUCAACUCCCAAACUCGAAGAAGUUAUAGGAGAAUUUGAUAAGUACUGUCAGCCACUAAAAAACAUAAUUUUUGAACGGUUUAAGUUUCACUCAUUGGGACAGAAGGAAGGUCAGUCGGUUGAUUCUUACGUGACAGAACUGAAGAAAGCAGCAUCCAACUGUGAAUUUAAAGACGAAGAAGAUAUGAUUCGAGACAGACUGGUGCUAGGGAUUCGCGAUAAAGUGAUGCAGGAACGUCUGCUGCGAGAUACAAGCCUCACUCUCAAGAAAGCCGUUGAGUUCUGCCGAACUUGUGAAACAAGUCAAAACCAGGUUAGAGAACUUCAAAAUACAGUGGAGUCUAUCAAAGUUACAGACUGCUUGUCUCCGACGUCGGGCUGUGACGUCAGCUGUUGUCGUCAUCGGUGGUCAGUGUAG